AUGGGGGCCCACAACGCUACAAGCAAUGGGACCACGGCAUCACCGCCAAAGACGCUCGAAGGCAAGGUGGCACUCAUUACCGGAUCCGGCCGCGGUAUCGGCGCUGGCGUAGCUCGUGAGCUGGGUGCGCGAGGAGCAUCGGUCGUCGUCAACUACCGAGGCAGCGCUGAGGCCGCUGAGACCCUGGCCAAAGAGAUCGAGGCUGCCGGCAGCAAAUCGAUUGCCGUACAGGGUGAUAUCGCCAACGUGGAGGAUAUCAAGACACUUUUCGAGAAGGCGAAGGCACACUUCGGCAAGAUCGACAUCGUGGUGUCCAACUCUGGCGUCGAGCACUUCGGCAAACUGGACGAAGUAACACCCGAAGAAUUCGACAAAGUGUUCGCCGUGAACACUCGUGGUCAGUUCUUCGUCGCCCAGCAGGCGUACAAGCACCUAGAGGACGGCGGUCGAUUGGUCCUAAUGUCGUCGAUCUCGGCGCACAAUUCGAUCAAGGAGCACGCCCUGUAUGCCGGCAGCAAGAACGCCGUCGAGGCUUUCGCCAAAAACUUUGCAAAGGACUUCGGCCCAAGGCGCAUCACCGUAAACACCAUCGCUCCCGGGGGUGUGAAGACCGACAUGGCCAACGAUGUGGGGUGGAAGUACCUGCCCAACGCCGAUGAGACAUGGACAUGGGAACAGGUAGAGACAGUGGUCUCCAAAUGGACGCCGCUCGGUCGCAUAGGCCUGCCACAGGAUAUUGCCCGCGUAGUGGCUUUCCUCGUCGGACCUGACGGCUACUGGAUCAAUGGUCAGAAUAUCACGAUCUCUGGCGGUGCCGGUGGUUAG
This is a messenger RNA of Didymosphaeria variabile, 825 nucleotides long. RefSeq lists its product as uncharacterized. The transcript is spliced from 2 exons. The coding region runs from base 1 to 825 and encodes 274 amino acids. The record is from RefSeq and is a predicted model, not a curated record. NCBI's taxonomy places the organism in Eukaryota, Fungi, Ascomycota, Dothideomycetes, Pleosporales, Didymosphaeriaceae. Gene Ontology annotation, molecular function: oxidoreductase activity.